UCAGUCGCCAACAUUUCAAGUGUCUAAAUCACUGUCUAGGCAGACAGACAAGAGUCAAUGCGAUCGACGGCCCGUCCAUCCAUCUACACAGCCGGCCGAACACUCCCACACCCACACACGCACUAUGACUCGACUCACUCACUCCGGGGCGAGGGACGUGCCAUCCACCUCCUGCACACACAACAACCAUUAUGACACACACACACGGACAUCCUUUGUGUGGUCGAGACCCCCGCUCCGCUCCUCAUGCACCACACACCUGUUCGUCCGUCACGAAUGUGUCAUCGCCCCCACCAGAUGGACUCGGAACUGAGAGAACGAUACAGACAGAUGUGUGGAGACAUGGUCGUCUGUGCAUAAGGGAAUGUAUGCAUCUUAUCAAGAUUGCCUGGCGGCAAAGAUGGGGGUGGAGGUGGGGGCGCGUUGGUAUCAACGGGAGGACUCAGACUCGGAGCCGGAGGAGGGCUGGGGGGCUCGCUCACUGCCUCAGCGGGGGCCGGCGCUGCACACACAGUAAGGAAGGAAAUAAGGGCAUUGCGGUCAGGCAGGCAAAUUUGGCCUCUUCGCCUCUCUCCUUGGCUACGUGUCUGCUGCUCUUCCUCCCUCGGUGGCUCGGAAGGCGAUGGAGGCUCGCUGACAGCCUCGGUCUCAGUGGGCGGCUCAGCUGCAUUGCAAGAAUGAAUGGACAAACGAAUGCAAUAUACAGUCAUUCCUUCAAGUCUGGAUCGUGUCAACCUUACUCGCUGCCUCGGUGAUGGGCUCGGGAGUCGUCACUGGCUCAGCGGGCUCCUUCGUAGGACGAGGUGGAGGGUGUCUCGUUGGUGGCUCGGUCGGAGGCUCGGCUGCAUCCCAUCCCAUCCACACCAACACCAUUAAUUACACUCACAGCCGUGCUUUUUCUUGCUUGCUUACUUGGCUCUUGUUCCACAGCCGGUGGAGCGGGUUUCUGUGUGAUAGAGGGCAGCGGGGUGGUGGGUGGCACUGUGGGAGGGGGUGGGGGAGGGGGUGGCUGGCUGUGUGCCGCAGGGGGAGGGGAAGGGGGCUCGUGGGUCGUGACGAGUGGCGGAUGGUGCUGCGGACCGUAGUGGGAGGGAUGGUCAUGGUCAUGGUGGUGGUGGUGGGUGCUCGUGUCCCUCGCCGUCGAAGGCUCCGUCCAUUUGCUUGAGGCUGCAGAGCUCAUACAGCUGGCCCUCGAAGUGGUGGGCGCACCUACAGGCACGCAUCGCAUCCACACAUCACAUCGAUGUCCCUUUCUCUCUGCGUGUGCGCUCACUUGGCUGGUACCUGAGACACGUUGCGUUGAUGGACUCCUCCCUGACGGCCGUCAGGUUGGGACUCUGGUCGUACAGACACGCGGCAAAGUCGCCCACACUCUUGUCAAAGCCCUCCUCAACCGCCUGCAUUCCCAACACAAGAAGGAUGAACAAACCCGACAGCCGGAAGCCGUUCUGCCGUUCUGACCAGCUGGCAUUCGUCCACAGAGGUGGUCUUCUUGACGGCGUCGAUGCAUGAGGGCAGCAUGCCGCCAUCGGUGACGGCCUCGCACGUCGUGAGGGCGUCGUGGUGGAGGAAGGCGCAGUGCUGACACUCUGGAGGCAUCGACAGCUCUGGGGGGUGCUCGUCUGAUACAUGUAUGUGUGUGUGCGUAAUUCUGUUGUGUGUAGGCUCAUUGUUUUGUUCUCUUCUUACAGAAGAUGCACUCGCUGACGAGAUGGCCCAUGAAGCCGAAACAGAACUCGUCAAGCGUUAAGACACCAUCACCGUCUCCAUCUGACCGCCGAGACACCGAGACACGGACACAAAGUGAUUUGUGUGCGUUUGUCGGGUUGUGCCUUUGCCCCGACCAGACCAGGCCAGACCUUGGUUGGCAAGAUACAUCCACGCGGCCGCCUGCAAUGGGAUACGAGACUGACUAUUCAGCUGGUGGGUUGUGUCCAUGGAGGUUGGUCCAUCCAUCCAUCCAUCCAUGCAUCCCUCCCUCUUACGGGUUCCAUGGCGGCAUCGGGCGGCAGCCACUGGUGCAGCUUGCACUCCUGGUCCAGCACACGCAGCCGCUCUACAGCCGUAUCCACACUAAGCAUGCCAUCGGUGACACAGUGAAAGUCAUGACGGACGCGAUUUGAUUUGUUUGCAAGGCAAUGUGUCUCUCUCUCACCUCAGUCCGCCAACAAGCGGCAGCUCCUCCCACCAGUGCGUGCCCUUCUCGUAGCACAUGUGCAGCGCGUCUCGUUCAUCGAUGCCGCAUAUGUCCAUCCGGUGGGCGAGCCCAGCCGAGAGGUGUUGCAAGACGGGCUCCUCGUCGAACAUGGCACAGAUCUGUUCGUGGUUGAGGCCGUCGCCCUCGGGGUCGUGGCCGCUGAGGUAGCUCGCCGCCUCCUCGGGGGAGGGGCACUCGGCUCCGUCAGCUCCUGCAACAAAGAUGGGUCGGGGGCUGGCCGCGUCUAUGUACCCUUACCUGUGUCGACGAAUUUGGUGCAGAGUUCUUGGCGCAUGUGUUCAAACUCGUUGGCGUCCAUGAAGCCGUCCACGUUGAUGUCCGCGGCGUCAAACACCAUCGAGCAGAUGUCCAUCACACCUGAUAUUCAUGAAAACAGAGAGGAAGAGCCACCGUCAGUCAGAACUCUGGGCCUCUCUCCUCCCUCACUCACUCACCGGUGGGCUCCUGAUGAUGCACGGCAUCGUGGUGGUGGUGGUGAUGCGGCCCCUCGUGGUGCACCAGAUCCUGCUCAUGGCCUUCGUGCAGGUGCUGGCACGGACACACAGGACAUUCGCACUCGUGGGGAUGCCGCUCCGGCUGGUAAUAAUCAGACGUGUCGGGCGGUGUCAGCCGCUGCCGGCCAACCCCUUCCGCCCUCCCCCUCCCCCCUCGCCUCAGAACAAGGCUUCGCGAAUGUCCUUGACCGAUUCCUCUCAAUCUGGUGCUGUGGGAGGCCUUCCGAGAUGGCCGAGUGAGGGGCUGCCGGGUGUUGUUUGUGACGGCGGCGGCCUUGGAGUACAGCUGACGAGCCCGGGCCUUGGCCAGCUCCGCGAAGAAGGUGUCGGCGUGCUUCUGGCACAUCUGACGGCAGUCGGCUGGGUCUCUUCUCUCCUGACACGCCUCGUUGCAGGCCUUUGCAGUGACGCACGUGGUCAGGCACAAGAUGUCCGUCCCACAAGACGCUGCGAUCAAAAGACAGAACAGAAACACAUCAGAUCUUUCACCAGAUUUGCAGGCAGAUCGAUGCAAUGCGUGUUCGGCGUACCGUCACAGUGCAGGCCCUGCCAGUUGAUGGUGAACAGCCUUUGACGUCCUCCUUUGCCGCGUGUGAGAACCGCCGGCGCCAUGCCGUUGCGGUGAGCCGUCGACGUCCAUUGCCGAUGGACGGAUGCGAAGCGAUUCCUCGCUGCCUUGCGAGAGAAGAGGGCGCCUUGUGCAAAGAUCAAGGGCAGAAAGAGGAUGCCCAACGCGGGCGCUGACGUCGGCAU
Molecule: messenger RNA, 3465 nt
Organism: Vitrella brassicaformis
Lineage: Eukaryota; Vitrellaceae
Source: the annotation of a GenBank genome assembly